Acaulospora morrowiae is the source of this 597-nucleotide messenger RNA. Lineage: Eukaryota; Fungi; Glomeromycota; Glomeromycetes; Diversisporales; Acaulosporaceae. The record is from the annotation of a GenBank genome assembly.
AUGUCUCUUGACUCUCCGGAACAUGACACGGAAUCGACAACCCAACCCGUAAUCUCGCCUCCGCUAGACAGUUCAAAUAGCCAACAUGCUAGUCAUGCUGAUCUCUCUGACGUUGUUCAACCUCCUAAUAUAAAUGCCGCCUCCCCAGAAGGUUUGACAAACAACGAAGAACUUCCUAUCCCUCCAGAUACUACCGAUACUCAAACCGGCGGAAAGGUAAAGUGGCGUCGGCAAGAUGAAGAACCCACCUUGUACAUAGAUCAAUUCGUAGCCGUAACAAAGACCUAUUUGUACAUUUUCAAUUAUUACAUUCCUGAUGGCAGAGAUAAAGCUAUUCCAAUGAAUAGCAUAACAAAUGUUCAAACGGACAAGGAAACUAAUGUGUCAUACCAAAGAUGGGGUGCCGGAUCAAUGGAUCUUUGGUGGGCACGGGAUUUUGGAAGGUGGAAGAAUCAUGACCUGUGUGUUAUUGUUACAGUCGAUAAAGGCUUUUUCAAGCGAAAAGGUUUCACGAUGGAAAGCAUUGAAGGUUUUCACGUUUUGAAGAGGGCAUGGAAGCAGUCGAAAGGAAUGACUUUAACCGAUAAAGAUCAUUGA